Molecule: messenger RNA, 279 nt
Organism: Lodderomyces pseudojiufengensis
Lineage: Eukaryota; Fungi; Ascomycota; Pichiomycetes; Serinales; Debaryomycetaceae
Exons: 2
Coding region: 1-279 (92 amino acids)
Source: RefSeq, a predicted model, not a curated record
AUGAAUUCAAAUUAUCAGGAAAUUUCAACAUUAUCAAUCAAGCAAAUAUCCCACGAUCCAAAUUCACGUCGGUUUGAAAGAACAGGAACUACUUUAGGUAGAGUUGCAACUUUUGCAAAUGGAGGACCAAUGGAUGGAGGUGAUAAUUUAAUUGGUAAAGUAUUAACUAAUUUGGGUAAUUUAAGAGAUAGACGUAAAAGUCGAGCAAGUUCAAAUGAUGAAGGUCAUAAUUAUUUUAGAAGUAAUCAUGAUAAUAGAGAAAAUGAAAGCAUCUUCUAA